AUGGACACCAAGAACACGUCCCACCGCAAUAGCAGUUCCUCGCAGCGUCGCCGUCUGGUCAAAAAGUCGUCCCAUCAUUACUCGCGCUCCUCUUCCGGCCUUGACAGCGCCCACGACGCACACUCCAUCCACAGCAAACGCAGCUCAUCGAAUAGUCUCCGUCGCACACCCAGCGCGCCCCCGCCCGUGCGACCGAGCAACACCAUCGCCGGUGCCUUUGCUGCUUCGACCUCGCCCUCGCCCCGGCAUCCCUCCCAGGCUCAGCCCUCGAAUGUAUCGCCGCUGCUGCAGCAGGGUUACUUUGCCGCCGCCGCACCCUCGUCCUCUUCUUCCUCACGCCUGCCCUACCGCAACAGUCCGUCCUUGCAACCUGAACUUCAGUUUCGCCAGCCCGCACCCGUGUCCGCACCCGCACCCCCAAAUCCCGUCGCCGACGACUUCAUUGGCGCUCCUUUUGACGGCGCCGCUAUCCUGAGCAGCAUCGAGUCGGCAUCGUACAAUCCUCCGCCGACCGCCGCUCUCUCACCCGCUGUCGGCUCGACCCUCGCCACCACCAACACUGCCAACACUGCCAACACCUCAGCCACUACCACCUUUACCAGUCUACGCACAUCCCUCCCCGCCCAGCCGCAACAAUCGUCUCCUACAACGACUGUCGUUGCUCGUGCUGCUGCUGCACCCAUUUUUCGUGCCGUUAGUGCAAAGAAGCCCAAACCCCCUCUUCGACCCUCGAACAGCGUCACCACUAUGGAUUCAAGUGUCACCCUCGUCGAUAAGUCGGGCACGGCGCCGGCCGCCACCCCCAACAGGUAUUCAGACGAGUCUGGCGGCAUUCCUUCUAAGCCGCCUACCGUUCGCAAAAAGUCGGGCCUGUCUGGUUUUGUGAACAGUCUAGUCGGCUCCCAGAAGAAGCCCAUGAUUUCCGCACCAGAGAACCCCAUUCACGUCACCCAUGUAGGCUACGACAGCUCUACUGGCCAAUUCACGGGGUUGCCCAAAGAAUGGCAACGGCUAAUUAACGAAAGUGGUAUUCCCGAAAAAGAGCGCCGCGAGAACCCCCAAACCAUGGUCGACAUUCUUCAGUUCUAUAAAGAGACCACUGAAAAGGCCCCCGAGGACCAGGUUCUCGAAAAAUUCGGCCAUGCGGCGGACCGAUCGCAAUACGCCAGCCCUAACCCUUCGAAUUCCGCAUCACCAACCAUGUAUCCUACCAACUAUAUGGGAAGCUUUGAGAACCCCCGAGCUGCACCUCCUGUUCCCGCCAAAGGCCUUGGCCUACCACUAUCAAAAGACAUGGUGCCUAGCCGACCUGCACCACGGCCGCCCGUCAGUAUGGGUAACCGUGCUACCCCACCAAAUGCAUACACUGCGCCAAAGGACUCGGGUAUCGGCAUCAUGAACAACGAGUCCGACAGUGGACCCAUGUUACCCGAGGAGCAUCGAUCUCGCUCAAACUCGCGAGUCACUGGUCCUGCGCCCUUCUCGCCUCAGCAGACCGGUUCACCAAUUGCUACACAGCCCACGCUUCUCCAACAGCAGCAAAUGAUUCAACAGCAACACGAGCAGGCCAUCGCCCAGGCCCAAGGAGCCAUGGCUGGUCAGAUCGGACGCGCUCCUAGCAAGAGGCUACCUGCCCAGGCGCCAUCCCCUAUCGCUGCAGGAUACUCCCCACGCGAAGCCAAUGGAGCCCGUCAUCAGCCUGGCAUGACUCCAAACCCACAGGCACGACCUCGCCACCGCUCACGACAGAGUAACGGCAUCGACAUUGUUGCAGCGCUCAAGCGUAUAUGUAGCGAAGGAGAUCCCCGUGAGAUCUUUAGAGGCCUAACUAAGAUUGGUCAGGGCGCAUCUGGCGGUGUCUACACCGGGCAUGAGCGCAAUAGCAAUCGGUUGGUUGCCAUCAAGCAAAUGAAUCUUGAGCAACAACCUAAGAAGGAUCUGAUCAUCAACGAAAUCAUUGUGAUGAAGGAGAGCUCGCAUCCAAACAUUGUAAACUUCAUCGACAGCUUUCUCACUGGCGGUGAGCUCUGGGUGAUUAUGGAGUUUAUGGAGGGUGGAAGCUUGACAGAUGUUGUGACCUUUAACAUCAUGACGGAAGGGCAAAUUGCCUCGGUCUGUCGCGAAACUCUCAAGGGUCUACAACAUCUGCACUCCAAGGGAGUCAUUCACCGUGAUAUCAAGUCGGACAACAUUCUACUCUCCAACGAGGGCAAUAUUAAGCUGACUGAUUUUGGUUUCUGUGCCACGAUCAAUGAAGCGCAAAAUAAGCGCACGACCAUGGUUGGUACACCUUACUGGAUGGCACCCGAGGUUGUCACUCGCAAAGAGUACGGCCGCAAAGUGGACAUUUGGUCACUUGGUAUCAUGGCCAUUGAGAUGAUUGAGGGCGAGCCUCCGUACCUUACCGAGUCACCUCUCCGCGCCUUGUGGCUGAUCGCAACCAAUGGUACUCCGCAAAUAAAAAAUGAGAGUGAACUAUCAGACGUUUUCAGAGACUUUCUAUACUUUGCUCUCAAGGUCGAUCCCGAGAAGCGAGCUAGCGCUCAUGACUUGCUUAGAGCAUUGCAGCACGAUUUCAUGAAGCUAUGCGUGGAACUUGGACAGCUGUCACCUCUCGUUCGAUCUGCGCGUGAACAACGAGCCCAAGAAAAGGCGCGCAAGCUCUAA
Molecule: messenger RNA, 2667 nt
Organism: Cordyceps militaris CM01
Lineage: Eukaryota; Fungi; Ascomycota; Sordariomycetes; Hypocreales; Cordycipitaceae
Product: sexual development serine/threonine kinase PakA
Exons: 5
Coding region: 1-2667 (888 amino acids)
Biological process (GO): intracellular signal transduction; regulation of MAPK cascade; protein phosphorylation
Cellular component (GO): cytoplasm
Molecular function (GO): ATP binding; protein serine/threonine kinase activity
Source: RefSeq, a predicted model, not a curated record